Candida tropicalis MYA-3404 is the source of this 1113-nucleotide messenger RNA. RefSeq lists its product as uncharacterized. Bases 1 to 1113 code for a protein of 370 amino acids. The record is from RefSeq and is a predicted model, not a curated record. The transcript has a single exon. Lineage: Eukaryota; Fungi; Ascomycota; Pichiomycetes; Serinales; Debaryomycetaceae.
AUGUCUACUACAAGUUCACCAAAUGUUUCUAAUUCAGAUCUUGAAACAUUAUCGGAUCUUCUACGAACUUCUUCACCAAACCAACACAAGUCACCACAAAUUUCACAAUCUUUAAAUAUUUCUAAAGCUCAAGUAAUAAGUACACCUGAAGAUAAACUUAUUGAAUUACAAACACAAAAGAUUGAAUUACUUGAGAAAAGAGAUCAAUUAGUUAAAUCACGAGCAAAUUUAUAUAAUGAAGUAAAUGAUUUAAGAGUUAAAUUACAUGAUUUAACCAAAGAAGCAACAUUUAAUUCAAAUCAACAACAAUUGGAGAAAUUAUUGGAUUCAAAUACAAAAGCAUAUAUUGAAAAAUUGGAAUUGAAAAAUUUAAAAAAUGAUGAUUAUAUAUUGAAUAAUUUAAAUGUAUUACCUUCAGCUGAUUGGAAUUUACGUUUGGAAUAUAUUAAGAAAUUUGUUCCAUUUUUGGAAAUUGAUAAUAUUAAUACUUUUAAUGAAUAUCAAAAUGAACAAAUGAAGAGAAUUAUAGAAUUUAAAUUAAUAUUACCAUUGAUUUUUAAGUUAAAUAUAAAAUUGUUUAUUAAUUGUGAUAAUGAUAUAUUGGAUAAAAUUGAAGUACUGGAUUGUUUUAAACUUUCUUUGAUUUCAAGUUCUUUUACUCAAGUAUUAACAAAGAAUUAUAUACCCAAUAAAAAAAUCAAUAAUCUAAUGUAUGCGUUGAAUUCAUUUUCAAAGUUAUUACAUACAAGAAUAUCUAUAAUCCAUAAACUUUUAAAAGAAUUCAAAGAUAAUCUAUAUGACACUACUAAAUAUCACGAUCUAUUACUGGAUACCAUAACUGAUAAUAAGAGGAAAUAUGCAAUCUUACAGAAUAUUGAUGAAGUGGAAUUAAAAUUCCAUAUUAAUGAAAAACCGUUUAGACUAGUGUUGAAUUGGAGAAUUGUCAUGGGUGAUGUUAUUAUUGGAACUUGCCAAUCACUGAUUAGUUUAUACGUAAUUGAUGACAGCGGAGAUGGGAACAACUCAAGAAAUCUUAGCCAAAUUUAUCAAACUUUAUUAAGUCAAUAUGACGUUAUUACAUCUUUGAGAAUCAUCAUUAAAAAUAUAUUCUGA